Amoebophrya sp. A25 is the source of this 1920-nucleotide messenger RNA. Lineage: Eukaryota; Dinophyceae; Syndiniales; Amoebophryaceae. The record is from the annotation of a GenBank genome assembly.
AUGUCCUCCUCGUGGCCUCCUCAGCAUCUACUGCGCGUAGUGCAGUACAACGUAAGACGAUUUCUGAACGCGCAGAAGGAAUCGACAGUCCCGGCAAUUGCAGCAGCAUUGACGGCGCUGAAUCCGCUACCUUCGAUCAUCUGUCUCAACGAAGUGGACCUUGCUAAAGAUCCUUCAUGCUUGACGGAACUCGCGGACGCGUUGGGGAAGGCAGAAUCUGCGCAAUCAUUCCCGAUAUUAGGAGAGAACUCUUCUCCUGUCGCUACAGUCGACAGCACACAAACAGGAUCAAGAUCUACUUCUACUUCAAAAGCAGGACUAGAUAUGACAGGCACACCUGUCGCAGCAGAGACAGGUAACGAACAAGGGACGCCUCAAAACGACACGUCUUCAUGCUACACCGUCUCGUUUUGGGGUCAUGUGCGUGGACGCUAUGGCAAUGCUAUCUUGACGUCACAGCGUUUAUUUCGUAUUGUCGAAAAGAAGGAGCAUCACCUUCCGGGUGGAAGCGUCUUUGUUUUUCCAGCUGGCACAAAGAAGCUGAACGGUGACAUAGCGAAAGAAGGUGAAACACAUACGAUUGUAAGGGGGAUGCUGGAACUUACUUUGGGAUUCAUAUCAGCGCCAGGAUCUUCAGCCUUAGGUUCAGCACAACCGCAAGAGGGGCCUCGAGAACAACUGCUAACUUUAAGGGCCGUUGCGCAAAUUUAUCUUCUACUCAAGGGAGAGAAUCAUGGGACCGCUAUAUAAAGUGCCAAAACGGACCGGGCCGGGACUUUACCUGAGUGCGUUCAUCUUGGACAAGAUCAGGUUGUCCAAGAUGAACGCACUCAAGUCUAAUGACGAUAUUUCAAACCCAUCUGGAUCACAUUUCCGAAGCUGAACGCGAAACUCAACUUUCUUACGUGCGGAAGCAAGUGUUGGCGUAUAAUGCGGAGAGGAUGGUAAUUUAUGGAGGGAGAAUGCAACUCGUCCAACUUUGUAGCGAGAUCACAACCUUACACUUAAUGAAGAGAGCAAGCUAGCAGGAGUUCCUUGUUCUUGAGCAAGCAGCUGGAACACCGUACGCGCUACACUUAUAUGUAGCCACAACUUCAUGAAGAUGAAGAUUGAUAAGACUAGAAGGAAAAUGGGAUCUUUUGCUGCUCUUUAAGCACAGAUUACCAGAAAGAAGGAAUGUACUGUGCAUUAGUGGAAAAUCUUCGUUGUGACACUACUCCUAAGUAACGCUUUCUGGAGACCUCAACUCUCUGACGCGGUCUGACUACGCGGAGGCUGAAUGGACAGGCCUAGAGGAGAGGCAUAAGGAGCGCGGUUGGAAUCUGCCACAGUCGGGGUGUUUGGACCACGUAUUGUUGCGAGAUGCCGGAAGUGGAAAAUGCCUUGAAUCUGCAGGUGUUGGAGAACAGGAGCUGGGUGAUUCCAGUAAUUCUAGUAAUUUGUUGCAAGAUUCAUUUGUUGCAUCAGAGUUCAUUGGCGGGUCCCAUUUGUUGCAAGACUCGUUUGCAACAUUCACAGCUGACAAAAAACUAGCGAUCAAGGAUCUAUUUCCAAGAGAGAAAUUCACAGCUCACGUUGGAGAACCACUUUACAGGAUUGACUACAAUCUCGUGAACCAAAAUAUGCUUCAGAAGUUUAGAAUAUCAAACUCAAAAAUUUUGAAUGAGAUUGAGCUUAGCGACCACUAUCCUCUGUGCGUUGAUUUCAUGCCAAUUGGAAGUGGAAGUGGGAGGUCAGAGAAUUUAGAAGCGAACCUGUGAUACUUGUAGACGCGGCCAAUGAUUUCUUUGGCAGAAAAGAAGAGAAUCUUCAAGUAUGUCGUCGCAACGGCAGGUCUAAAUUCGUCGUGCUGUUCUUGUGUAUAGUCAGACUGGCCCUCCUUCCUUGCUGGUGAUUUUACUGGAUAGUUGCAGAUGUAGG